Messenger RNA from Lymnaea stagnalis (great pond snail), 1232 nucleotides. The record is from the annotation of a GenBank genome assembly. Lineage: Eukaryota; Metazoa; Mollusca; Gastropoda; Lymnaeidae.
GUCCUCAUCCACCAGGCUGUGGUAGGUACGCCAUGUGCAGUGGAGGAUCAGUGUGACGUGGGAGAGUGUUGUCAGAUCUUGAGUGAGUUCAUGGUGGUCAGCAAGAAGAGGGCGGCUGCUGAUUGCGAUUCACCAAUGGCCGGUAAGUGAGAAGUGAUUAUUUACUGGGGCUAAAAUUAUGAAAGCAUUUGAAAUAACGUUGUCUUCUGUCUGUCACUUUGCCUCCCGUUUGUAUCUUCUGGCUGUAUCUUUGCCCCCUGUUUGUAUCUUCUGUCUGUAACUUUGUCUUCUGUCUGUCGCUUUGCCCCCUGUUUGUAUCUUCUGUCUGUACCUUUCUCUUAUGUCUGUCGCUUUGCCCCCCCCUGUUUGUAUCUUCUGUCUGUAUCGAGCUUUGACCACUCCGCCCACCUGUUCUUAUUAUCGUAUGUUGAAAUAAGCAGAAUUUAGAUCAUUUUUUAAAAGCAAAACCAUGUUGCCCUCACCCCUUUAGUCCGUUACUAAAAGUCUUGUCUUUUGUUGAUGUUCGCCCAGUUUAUUUAUCGAUGGUCAAUAUCUAUAAGUCUCUCCACAUUCUAGACUUCUUGACGUUACAAUAUAUAAUGUAGCAACAUUUAAAUUAUGUAUUAAGUGGAGAGGGGAACUUGAGGGGAACUUGAGGGGAACUUGAGGGGAACUUUUUGAAAUGUUGUUGAUGUCCGUCCCAGUAUCACACCAUUAGACAUCAAUAUGACACUAUGUCACAUCAUUAGACAUCAAUAUGACACUAUGUCACACCAUUAGACAUCAGCAUGACGCUAUGUCACACCAUUAGACAUCAAUAUAACACUAUGUCACAUCAUUAGACAUCAAUAUGACACUAUGUCACAUCAUUAGACAUCAACAUGACGCUAUGUCACACCAUUAGACAUCAACAUGACGCUAUGUCACACCAUUAGACAUCAAUAUGACGCGAUGUCUCACCAUUAGUCUCUACAGUUUCCCUGUGUUACAUCAUCAGUCCCUUGUGUGUCUCUUUCAAUUGUGUUGCAGGGACCUGUCAGAAGUACACCGUAGAAGGGAGUGGCUGUGGGACGUUCGAUAAAAUGAACGGCUACUGUAGCUGCGAGCCUGGCACCUACUGUCACGUGUACGAGAUUCCAAUCACGACAGGUCGAAGUGCAAGAGCUCAGGUCAUGCCGAGGCCUGGCUACCAAUGGAUCUCAAGGUGUGAGAAAAGAGUGUCAGGAGGCUAG